AUGACCGAGCUGGUCCCCAAAGCUGCACACGGAGGCUCUCUGGUGUCCAAAGUGAUAGCGGUGGACGCGGACUCCGGACAGAACGCCUGGCUGUCCUAUCAUAUAGUCAAAUCCACCGAUCCGGGACUUUUCACUAUCGGGGUCCACAGCGGAGAGAUCAGGACCCAGCGGGACAUUUCUGAGUCUGACAGCAUGAAACAGAACCUUAUUGUGGCAGUGAAAGACAACGGACAGCCCUCUCUCUCUGCCACCUGCCCCAUGUAUUUACUUAUUUCUGAUAACUUGGCUGAGGUGCCAGAACUGAAGGACAUUUCUUAUGAUGAGAAGAACUCCAAGCUGACGUCAUACCUGAUCAUCGCGCUGGUGUCUGUGUCCACCUUUUUCCUGACCUUCAUUAUCAUCAUCCUGGGUGUGAGGUUUUGUCUCAGGAGAAAGCCCAGACUGUUGUUUGAUGGAGCAGUCGCCAUCCCCAGCGCUUAUCUCCCUCCUAAUUACGCAGAUGUUGACGGCACAGGAACUUUACGCAGCACUUACAAUUAUGACGCCUACCUGACAACGGGUUCUAGGACCAGUGACUUUAAGUUCGUGUCAUCUUACAAUGACAACACACUGCCUGCUGACCAGACUCUGAGGAAAAGUCCAACAGACUUUCCUGAAGUGUUUGGAGAUUCUGAUUCUUCUCCUGAGAUCGGCGUCAUGGUGGCUUUCAUGGAACUCGCAUUACAAAGAUGCGCCGUUGUUUUACUGCUCUUUUCUUUGCCUUUUGCCAGUGGAGAUACUAGCUAUUCUUUUCCGGAGGAGAUGAGACCCGGAUCCUUGAUCGGAAAUAUUGCCAAAGACUUGGGUCUUGAAGCAAGUAGACUAUCCGCUCGAAAGGCCCGAAUUGAUACCGAUGGAAACGACAAACGUUAUUGUGACAUAAACCUCCGUAACGGCGAUCUGACUGUUGCCCAGAGGAUUGACAGAGAAGGCCUUUGCGGAGACAAAACAUCCUGCGUUUUAAAACAGGAACUCAUGUUAGAGAAUCCAUUAGAAUUGCAUCGAAUUAGUCUGAAUGUCCAGGAUAUAAAUGACAACUCUCCGCAAUUUAAAAAAGAAUUAAUCAAUAUAGACAUAAGUGAAUCCGCGGCCAAAGGUGCUCGUUUUCCAAUAGAAGAAGCACAUGAUGCGGAUGUAGGCAAAUAUUCAGUUCAGACUUACAACCUCCAACGGAAUGACCAUUUUAUUCUGGGCGUUGGAAAACAUUCUGUAGAACUUGUCCUUAACAAAGAGCUUGACCGUGAAAAAUUUAAUGAAAUCAAUCUACUUCUUACGGCUCUGGAUGGUGGCUCUCCUCAGAAAUCAGGUACUGUGGUCAUUCACAUCAGUGUAUUAGAUGCUAAUGAUAACGUCCCAGUGUUCAGCCAGGCCGUUUAUAAAACCAGUCUGCUUGAAAACUCUCCACUAGGAACUCUCUUGUUGACAGUGAGUGCCACUGAUGCAGACGAGGGACUAAAUGGAGACGUUACAUAUGAUUUUGGACACAUUUCAGAAGAUAUUAAGUCAAUGUUUACCAUAGAUCGUAAGACAGGUGAUAUAAAGUUGACAACCAAGGUUGAUUUUGAAACAACGUCAUCGUUUGAACUGCGUGUCACAGUGAAAGAUGGUUUAGGAUUAACUUCUUACGCAAAAGUCAUCAUAGAUGUUAGUGAUAUAAAUGACAACGCCCCGGUUAUAAAUAUCAAAUCACUCAGUAGUCCCAUACCUGAGAACGCGUCACCUGGUACAGAGGUGGGCAUCGUUAACGUGCAGGACAGAGACUCUGAGAGUAACGGACAGGUCCGCUGCUCCAUUCAGCAAAACGCCCCCUUUAAGUUGGUUCCUUCUAUUAAAAACUAUUAUUCUCUGGUGACCACAGGACAACUGGACCGUGAACUAGUGUCUGAUUAUAACAUUACAAUCACCGCCACUGACGAGGGCUCUCCACCUCUGUCCUCCUCUAAAACUGUCCAGUUAUCUGUAGCAGACAUCAACGACAACCCACCGGUGUUUGAGGAACAGUCCUACAGCGCAUAUGUGACUGAAAAUAACAAACCUGGCUCCACUUUAUGUUCCGUUAGUGCUCGAGACCCCGACUGGAGACAAAACGGUACAGUGAUUUAUUCUCUGUUACCCGGUGAGGUGAACGGUGCCCCGGUGUCCUCCUAUCUGUCUGUUAACGGAGACACGGGGGUGAUCCACGCUGUGAGGUCGUUUGAUUAUGAACAGUUCAGGAGUUUUAAAGUCCACGUGAUGGCCAGAGACAACGGUUCUCCUCCGCUCAGCA
Micropterus dolomieu (smallmouth bass) is the source of this 2305-nucleotide messenger RNA. Its product is annotated as protocadherin gamma-A10-like. The transcript is spliced from 2 exons. Gene Ontology annotation, cellular component: plasma membrane. The record is from RefSeq and is a predicted model, not a curated record. Gene Ontology annotation, biological process: homophilic cell-cell adhesion. Gene Ontology annotation, molecular function: calcium ion binding. The annotation marks the transcript as partial. NCBI's taxonomy places the organism in Eukaryota, Metazoa, Chordata, Actinopteri, Centrarchiformes, Centrarchidae.